This is a messenger RNA of Schistosoma rodhaini, 222 nucleotides long. The record is from the annotation of a GenBank genome assembly. Lineage: Eukaryota; Metazoa; Platyhelminthes; Trematoda; Strigeidida; Schistosomatidae.
AUGACAAUAACUGGUUAUAAAAAUCAGCGAAUAAAAGUUGCUAAUGGCGAUUCAUCAGCUAGUGAUGCUGCAAAUCAAACUUUUGACAGUUCACCGGCGGGCCUAUUUGAACAACGGACUAAUUGUGAAAACAUUGGCUCUUUUGUUACCACCAUAAGUGAAUAUCUUUCUAUCUUACACAACAUUUUAAUAUUUCUUGAAUUCAAAAGAACAUUUUCCUAA